GGCCGAUAAUAAUGCAGUGCUUAGUACUAACGAUUAUUUUACUCAUCCCUUUUUCUUUUUCUGAAUUCCUCUUAAAUCCUAAUUUAGAACUAAAUGGGAGCGCGAUAGCACAUGGUCCAGAAAAGGAAACACUGGAAAUUAAACCAGAUACCUCCGACAAACUUUGUACGAAACCAGCUGCUGUAUAUAAAUCUGCUGGACCCGUUAAUAUUUAUCUCAAUGGUGGACUCAUUCAAAACGAAAAGGGAGAUGCAGUAAACUUUACAACUGAUCAGAAGACAUGUAACUGUCCUCCAGGGCCUCCUGGUCCAAAGGGUGACAGAGGACCCCAGGGUCUACGAGGUCCAAGAGGAAACCCCGGAUCUCCUGGAGGGUCAACCAAUCAAACACGAGUAGGGGGAGACACAUUCAUUGCCUUUUCUGUGGUUAUGGAAGCAAGACCUUUCGGGCCAUACAGCUAUUACAAGAUUAUACAGUUUGACAAUAUCAUCAGUAACGUGGGGUCGGGGUAUGACGAGGAGAAGGGAGUGUUUACAGCCCCGGUUCCAGGAUAUUAUCAGUUCAACGUACACGCCCAUACCAUUGUACACAAACAGGCGGAAGUCAGAGUUAUGUUCAACAGCGAGAGAGUGGUCUCUGUAUGGGCUGACGGGAGGAUUGGCGAAGGGGAGAAAAAAGACGCCCAAAAAUCACCCAUGAGCCCCUUCAUGCCAGCAACCAAUCAGAAACCUUCCCUACAACAAGUGCAUGAAAUGGGAUCUUCGAACAGCUUCAUCAUCAGAGUAAACCGGGGUCAAAAGGUCUACUGUCUCCUACCAGCCAAUCAAGUGCUUGCUGGACUUGGAUUUUCUUCAUUUUCUGGACAUUUACUUAGCGUGGCAAAUGACUGACGUU
This is a messenger RNA of Saccostrea echinata, 894 nucleotides long. Its product is annotated as complement C1q-like protein 4. The transcript is spliced from 4 exons. The coding region runs from base 12 to 890 and encodes 292 amino acids. NCBI's taxonomy places the organism in Eukaryota, Metazoa, Mollusca, Bivalvia, Ostreida, Ostreidae. The record is from RefSeq and is a predicted model, not a curated record. Gene Ontology annotation, molecular function: protein binding.